Molecule: messenger RNA, 876 nt
Organism: Stereum hirsutum FP-91666 SS1
Lineage: Eukaryota; Fungi; Basidiomycota; Agaricomycetes; Russulales; Stereaceae
Exons: 1
Coding region: 1-876 (291 amino acids)
Source: RefSeq, a predicted model, not a curated record
AUGGAAAUCCCUGAUCCCUUCAAAACCCGAGAGGGAUACUCGUUUUCCUCCGUCGAGGCUCUAUGCAUCCUACUUUACCGGUUUCGUAUGGAUGCCGACAUCCAUGAUAUCACAUCUCGUUUUGAUCGGUCCUCUUGUGCCGUCUCGAUGGUCAUCAACGACCUCCUCCUCUUCCUUGACGAUACUUGGUCCCAUCUGCUCGGAUUCGACUCCGACCGCCUCCUCAGCCGUCAAAAGAUCCGUGCGUACGCAGCCGCCAUCCACGCCGCAGGUGCCCCCACCGAAACUGUAUGGGGUUUCAUCGAUUGUACUAUUCGCCGCAUCUGCCGACCAUCGUACCUUCAGCGUAUCGCCUAUAGCGGGUACAAGCACUUCCAUGCCAUGAAGUAUCAAGGGGUUGUGCUUCCGAAUGGGCUUUUUGCCAACCUGUUUGGGCCUUUCGAAGGACGACGAAAUGACAAUGCAGUUCUGCACGAUAGUGGGCUGAAGGAAACUUGUCGGAAGCGGGCCUAUACACGGGACUCAGAAGGCAGGGAGCAGUAUUAUCAGUUGUUCGGGGAUCCUGCGUAUGUUGGAAUCAGUAGAGAGCUUAUGAGUCCGUAUACGGGUUCCAGAUUAUCGGAGGACCAGCAGAGAUUCAACGCGAAGAUGUCCCAUUUCCGUAUCGAAGUCGAGCAUGCUUUUGCAGUUGCGCUUAACCAGUGGCCCUUCCUAGACCAUUGGAAGCGUCAUCGUGUCUACUCAUCUCCUAUCGGACGCUACUACCGCAUUGGCAUCCUACUUACAAAUUCUAUGACAUGUCUUCGAGGCCGUAACCAGAUCUCCGAUACCUUCCGAUGCCCCCCUCCUACUCUCGAAGAGUAUUUUCACCAUUGA